AUGACGGCGCCCACUGUCGAGGGUUCGGAAUAUCGCGAAGCAGUCACCGUUCAUAAGAACAUGUUGGCAUGUGGUAGCGCUAUGGCCUUCACUGUUGCUUUGCUCAACCCGAUGGACGUCAUAAAAGUUGCCAUGCAAACGUCUACAACGCGUUUAUCGCUAUGGGGCACUGCCGUCGAUAUAUUACGAAGGGAUGGUAUGAAAGGACUCUUCCUCCCAGGCUUGAAGUCGUCCAUGGCUUCUGAUUUUGUUAAUGGUGCCUUCAGACUAGGUCUAUAUCCUGAGGUUAAGGCUUCAAUAGCCUCACUCUGGGGCAUUUCUCCAACGAGCACGUCCUUGUGUAUAUUCUCGUCAUUCCUCACUGGCGUCGUCGGCUCGUUUUUCGGUAACCCGUUCGACUUGAUGAAGAUCAGACUGCAAUACGAAGCAGGUCUCCUUGGUCCCGACGGUCGCUAUCUCACUGGUCGCUGUAUUGGCUCUAAACCCACGUAUACCUCUAUAUUGGGAGGAGUGUAUUCUCUAUUGGGGGAAGGGACCUUCCUUCGAGGAGCCCAUGCAACAUGCCUUAGAGCUGGCCUCGUGACCUCCGCACAAGUGUUUGGAUUUGAGCAUACGAAACGUACAUGUUCCGAGAUUGGUAUGGGAGACGGUGCGCUGAAACAAGCCCUGCCCGGCAUCAUUUCGGGGCUUCUUGCGACAACAGUUGCCGCUCCCGUGGAUGUUGGAGUGCAGCUUAUAUGCGUAUUGGCCCCCUGUUUUUCAUAA
Molecule: messenger RNA, 765 nt
Organism: Perkinsus marinus ATCC 50983
Lineage: Eukaryota; Perkinsozoa; Perkinsida; Perkinsidae
Product: oxoglutarate/malate translocator protein, putative
Exons: 4
Coding region: 1-765 (254 amino acids)
Source: RefSeq, a predicted model, not a curated record